CCCUACUGCUACAGUGUAGUGGAGCUUUGGGAGUUGUAUCCACAAUUACAUCAAUAUUAUGUUGCGGAACUUAUUCGGGCUCUGCGGCUUCCACCAUUUCUCGGAACUCUUGUAGGAAAGCGACCAGAUCCCUCUGAUAUUAGAGUGUUUACAAUGACAAUUUCACCCAUUGCCGCCAUGGAAGAUUGUUUUAAACGUAGUGCACUGCAUAUGAUCAGUGACAUAGUAGUGGAUGCUGGAGAAUACGUGUUGGAAAAAAAUAUUCCUGCAGCCAAACGAACAGAAAGGCAUUCUUCCAGUUUAACCUCACGUGUGGUAACGCAUGUAACGCUGAUGGUAUUUAAAGUUGGCGGUGCGGCGGCAGGGCGUGCGGUUGGUGGAGCCCGCGGGGAAUAUUGGGGUGAAAUCAUUGGCUGCACAGUGGCGCCAUUGGCUCAUCUGCAGGCGAAGGUACUGAUGCGUACGGUGUGGCCGCGAUUGAGUGGAUCUUCACAUCGCUCAUCACGCCCCACUCGCAGUGUCUUUGGUAGCAGUAAAGAGGGGGAUAAGUUGAGAGGUUCUUCUCGACGGUCACACUAA
Molecule: messenger RNA, 579 nt
Organism: Trypanosoma theileri
Lineage: Eukaryota; Euglenozoa; Kinetoplastea; Trypanosomatida; Trypanosomatidae
Exons: 1
Source: RefSeq, a predicted model, not a curated record